This is a messenger RNA of Cryptotermes secundus, 2077 nucleotides long. It is a transcript of the gene Ing3, whose product is annotated as inhibitor of growth protein 3. NCBI's taxonomy places the organism in Eukaryota, Metazoa, Arthropoda, Insecta, Blattodea, Kalotermitidae. The record is from RefSeq and is a predicted model, not a curated record. Gene Ontology annotation, biological process: regulation of DNA-templated transcription. The coding region runs from base 481 to 1620 and encodes 379 amino acids. Gene Ontology annotation, cellular component: NuA4 histone acetyltransferase complex. The transcript has 9 exons.
GCAGGAUGUCAUUGUUCUUUAGAAUUAUACGACGAAACUGUACAUCCCAUCAGAGUUCUCACUUAACAUCUGUCGAAAUGUUUUAAAUGUGACCACUGCAUUGUACGUCAAUAUGGUCUACACCUAUACAUAACCUAAAAAGAAGUGCGUUCUUGUACCGUGAAAUCCGUAAUUAGUUGCGUGAUGUACUGGAAAAUAAGAGUUUAAAUUUUAAAAACUUGUGGAAUAUUAUUAACUUUCUGCACAUUGGAUCAUUAUUUAAAUAUAAUUUACACUUACUGAGAAUGUUAUACCUGGAAGAUUAUCUCGAAAGUAUGUAUAAUAAUUUGGUCCGCUAGCUUUCGGGCAUCUUGUAAGACCGUCUAGUUGUAAAGUCCAUUCGGAAUAAGAAGGGUUUAAUAUUUAGAUUACAUGCCGAAAGGUUACAUAUAUUGAGUGAUUGAACAUCUUCCUCAGGAAUUAAGAGAUAGAUUUACAGAAAUGCGAGAAAUGGAUUUAUCGGUACAAAAUAAUAUGGAUAGUUUGGAGAAACGAGUGAAAACCUUCUUCGCAAAUGCAAAGAAAAUGAAGCCUCAAGAUAAAGAAAAUGAGUAUGAACUCAUAAGAAAAGAUUAUUAUAAAACUUUAGAAGAUGCUGAUGAGAAGGUUCAUUUAGCAAAUCAAAUGCAUGAUCUUGUAGAAAGAUACUUACGAAGACUAGACCAAGAACUUCAUAAAUUCAAAAUGGAACUGGAAGCAGACAAUAAAGGAAUAACUGAAGUGCUGGAAAAACGUUCACUGGAGUUGGAUCAGCCACAGCAGAAUAACAGCCAGAAGGAGAAUCGCUAUAGCUUCAGUUCAACAAGAAGUUCUCAUCAUGAAAAGCGGCGCGACUCCAAUGCUUCGACUGUUAAUACCGAGAAACGUCUUGCAAUAGAGAAACCUACAGUGGCAAUACCUGAGCCAAGACCCCUGUCAGCUAGUUCAGGAACUUUACCAACUGCCCCCUUACCCACUACAACAACAAAUGUUAGUUAUAAUCUUGGCCAUAUUGGUGCUGGGGGCAAUGCUAUAGCUGCUGCUGCCUCUCAAGCCAUUGCAGCAACACAACAGAUGCAGCAAGGACGUCGUACAGCAAGUCUGAAGGCCUCAUAUGAAGCUAUUAACACUGGAGUCCAUGCUCAUGAAUUUAGUAUUGGGAAAGAACUGGCUGGAGCUGCUCAGACAGCAAUUGCAGCCAUUCAGGAAACUACCAAGAAGCAGAAAAAGAAGUCUAGUUCUUCUUCAGCAUCGUCAACUUCUGGCAGCGUUUCUGCUGCUGCCACAUCCAUAGCUACAUUACCCCCUCCAAUUGCACCAUCUCCGCCUCCACAACAAGAGCCUUCUGAUCCAGGAGUGGGCUCAGAUGUGAAUGUUGAUCCAAAUGCAGAGAAUCCUGACUGGACGUAUGACCCAAACGAACCACGAUACUGUAUUUGCAAUCAGGUGUCAUAUGGCGACAUGGUGGCAUGUGACAAUGAGGAUUGUCCAUUUGAGUGGUUUCAUUACAACUGUGUGGAUAUCACAGCACCACCCAAGGGCAGGUGGUAUUGUCCGCAGUGUACAGCUAAUAUGAAACGAAGAGGUUCCAGGAAGAAUUAGCAUAUUGUUUUCCGUUGGUAUCCUUAAACAAUGUGAAGGUAGUUCAUUGUUAAGUAGAUAUUUUAUGUAUGGAAUUUAAUUAUGAGUUACGAAACGAAUUAUAAUGUACCACUUUGUUAAGAUAGGAAUUUUUUUAUGUGACUGGUGUGGAAAAUACAUAGCUCAUACAAAGGCCUGUUGUAAUUUGGAAUAUAUCCCUUGCUGCUUAGUAGAACAUGGAAGUGUGAUAUAAAGAAAAACUGGGAUAAAAGGUAAUGAUUUUCUAUUAUGUACUGUAAUCCAGCUAUAUUUUGCAGCUGUAGGGUAGAAAUUUUCAAGUGUCCCUUUUCCUAUAGUGUACUUCUAGGAAAAUCUGCUGCAAAUAAAGCCUGAUUGGCUAUACAGAGUGUCUCAGGAGGAAAGGUCAGUAUUCUGGGAGGUCAUAGUAUAGGUCAUUCUAAGCAAAAAAGUGUAUAUA